CUGCUGUUUCUGCAUCGUUAAAAAGACCUGCCUUAAGAAGAAAAAAGGCAAGAAGGGAAAGAAAGGCAAAGGAGACAUGGGAAUGAAGAACAUGAAGGAAGGAGAGGUGUGAAAUGGCUUGCAGUGCCCCUCUCUGACCGCCUGGUGUAAGCUCAGACCGGGACAGGGAGAAUUGGGCAUUGGAGACUGGCUGAGAAUGAGAUCUUUGGCUUUUACUCGGGUCUUGCGAGCUGCAGGGCUGCUGAGGUUGCUUGAGGGACUAGUUUUGGGGGAUUGUUUGGGGGUGGGCUCGCAUUCCACCGGUUUGACAUGCAACCACGAGUAGUACGGGUAAUUUCGAACCUAGUGAAAAUAAGCCAUGGCCCUUUAAGAGUGUAUGUGCAUCUGGUUAUGAACUUAAACUUCAUCCCUGCUUAUGGAGAACACCAAUACACCAAUCCUCACUAACAUGCAUGUUGAAAGGGUACGGUUGGUGACUUGUCCUCCAAAACCUGCUCCACCUGUCUAAUGUCACAAAUUGGUCCCUUAAAAGUAUAUCAGUGUCUAACAUUUGAUUUGGCAGAACUUUUCUCAAACGGUGACCACAAAAAAGCAACACACAGACAGGUAAAGACUAGGUGAAGCAGCAUUUGAGACAAAGCCCAAUGCAUGCCCUUCAUACAGGCACCAGUGAAUGACCACGACUUGACUUGAGAGUAGCUUUUCCGGAUGACCCAUUGUAUGAAAAUAAACAAAUAAUCAUUGUUCUUGCUUUCUAAAAUGUGGAGAUGAGCCAAAGCAUAAAGCAGAAGUAACCUCUCACCCGGAGACUUAUUGCAAUAUUUGAGUCUGGUUUUAUUACUUUUGAAGGACGCGCGUGUGUAUGUGUGCGAGUUAAGUGUACUUUCUUAAGGGUCCUCUGUCUAAUAUCCUGCAGAAAUGAUGCGCUCCACCUUUAAUAAUUGAAGUAAACCGAGUUCUCUGUAUAUCACGUCAAGACCUUUAAAACGUCUUCAUGAUUAAUAGCCAAACAAACCAUGUGCAUUUUUCUAACCGACUCUUAAAAGCAAGUAAAAAAAUGAAUUUUUGACAAUGAAUCCAAAUCAGAAACGGUUAGUCAUUACGUUGUGAUUCGACCAGAAACAAUUGUUUACUGUGUUUGAUCUCUCCUUCACCGUUUCUUAUUUCAUCUGCCACCUUUACUAAGAUGAAUGCACUGUAACUUAGCAUGACUGCCUCCGAAUGCUCGAUGCAAGUCACUUCAGUUACAUACAGUAGGAGAACGGCAACACACUUCAUAUCAGGAAUACUGCAUUAGUCAUUAUUCAUCAUACUCUUUUAAUGCAGCAUUACAAGGGUUGUUCUUCUCUAUAGCUCUGUUAUUUAUGCAUUUAGCUAGAAAUAUUUCCAGACGGUCGUUGCAUUUUGUGGCUUGGCAUGCAUGAAUGCAUUUUAUCGUGUGACUUAAGAUAUAAGAAAUGGUGCUUUUUUUGUCUACAGUAUGCGUCUUUGAGUGUCUGUGUGUGUUACCGGAAAGGACAAAUCCUCACCCCCAGCAUUUUUUGUUCUCUGUCCUUCUUGUUUUUUUGUGUUUGUGUUUUUUUCCCCAAAGCUGAACAAGACAACUUCACCCAUAAACAGGACGAUGAUGAUGAAGAAGAUAUAGACACGGGAAUAACCGAAGAGAAAGAGGAAGAACCCAAAGAGAAGGAGAAGCUGGGAAAACUGCAGUUCUCCUUAGAUUACGACUUCUCUGACAACAAGCUGACAGUGGGUAUCCUGCAAGCUGCCGAUCUUCUCUCAAUGGACAGCGGAGGCACCUCCGACCCGUACGUCAAAGUUUUCAUUCUCCCAGACAAGAAGAAGAAGUUCGACACCAAGGUGCACAAGAAAACCCUCAACCCUGUCUUCAAUGAAACUUUCCACUUUAAGAUUCCGUUCGCUGAAAUGGGUGGCAAGACUCUGGUCAUGUCCGUCUACGACUUUGACCGUUUCUCGAAGCACGACGUGAUAGGCGAGGUGAAGAUUGCCAUGAACAAGGUGGACCUGGCCCAGCCCAUCGAGCAGUGGAGAGACCUGGAUAGUGCUGAGAAAGAAGAGCCUGAAAAACUUGGAGAUAUCUGCAUCUCUCUGCGCUACGUACCUACAGCUGGAAAACUCACCAUCUGCAUCCUGGAAGCUAAGAACCUGAAAAAGAUGGAUGUUGGAGGACUCUCAGAUCCCUACGUGAAGAUUCACCUUCUACAAAACGGGAAGCGGCUUAAGAAGAAGAAGACCACAGUGAAGAAGAACACGCUGAAUCCCUACUACAACGAAUCCUUCAGCUUUGAGAUUCCACAGGACCAGAUGCAGAAAAUCCAAGCCGUGGUCACAGUGCUCGACUACGACAAGAUCGGCAAGAACGAUGCUAUCGGGAAGAUCUGGGUGAGCAGCAAAGCACAGGGAACUGCGCUAAAACACUGGUCCGACAUGCUGGCCAACCCGCGCCGGCCCAUCGCCCAAUGGCAUCAGCUCAAACCCGAGGAGGACGUAGAUGCUGAGUUAGCAGCCCUCAAUGCCAAGAAGUAAUCCUGCCACUUCCCCUUGUCCUUCCUUCCCUCCCCGCCCCUCCCUCUCUCUCACUUUUCCUUUCUUUCACUUGCACAUCACGUCAUCUUAACCAAUCAGCACCGAAUAACAGCCGUAGGCUAUCGGACUAGAGACUAAAGGUAUUAGAAGAACACAAAUCGAGAUAGUGUCUGAUCCAGCGAGGAAGCUGAACAAAGGCUGUUUCGACUGAUAUCAAUGUUCUUCGAGAAAAGCCCGAUCUCUGAGGGUCCUUUGGGGAACAACACAGGGUUUAAUUCCAGAGGAGAUGCGAGCUCACAUUUCAGCACAUUGACACUCGAGCAUCCAGCUGAUCAUUCCAAAUAUUUUGCAUCGGUGACCAGGGAUAGAAAACACUGCCUCUUCCACUGCCUAAUUUUAACACAUUUCUAGAUUCUCUGGUCAUCUAGAGUUCUGUUACGUUCGAGUCUGAAAGGACAGUGAGGAAUGAUUCGUCAUUACGAAUAUAAAAAUUAAACGCAGCAAACAUUGGGAAAUGGAGAGAUGGUUGGACUAGAUGCUCCUGACCCAUCGAGAAGGAAUUUUUCAGGGGUCGUCGGUUACACUGCCUGCAAACAACCUUUUCUUCCAUCCUUCAGUUCGAACGCUCAGCCAGAUGGCUGACAUCCUAACAAAACCCUGACAAAAAGGAGACAAGCCUUCAAACAUCAUGAUAUAAGCAAUUCUUAGCUGCCAGGGACGUCUUCCUGUUAGCGUCAGUGUUUUUAUCCUUUGCUUUGAUUCGUUGUAUGUAAUGUCUUCUGCCUGAGCACUUUAAAUGGAAGUGUGUUUUCGUUGUUGACAGUAUUUUCACUCGCGUUCGGGAGGUUGUUGCUUUGAUUCGUGUUUUUGAUGAUCCGGACCAAGUCGCUAUGAAUUCAUUUUGCGUUUUCAUCGAUUUUUGUUUCACACCAGAAGUUGAGGAAGGCAGGUCAUGACAGAGGGCGACGUGACAUGUGUAACGGGAACUUACCAAACCGCUGAACCUAUUUGCACUACAUUCUGUAGAUGUUGUACUUUUGUGAUGGUGGAUUCUUGAUUCCAGUUGUCCGAAUUUGCAUAGGUUUCAAAAAGGGAACUUCAUCUGAAUCAGCUCCUGACGGCGCAAGUAAUUGUUAAGAUAUGAAUAUAAUUUUGCUUAUGAGCCACGCAGAACUAAAUCUUCAGGCGAAUGAUCCUCAUACUACCUGGAGAAACUCGGCUGGCGAAGAUGAUACCUUGGGAUCAUUUUUUCAAUUAUCAACCAGUUUAGAAAAUUGCAAGCCUGAAUCUUAUCAAGAUAUUUUUACGCCGCAUCAUUUAUUGCGUGUCGAUUUUUAAAUUAGGCCAAUUGCGACAGGCAUAGAUUUCCAAGUGUGAAUUUAAAGGACGGAUUGAAGGUUUGUGUACUCACAAUGCUUUGACCCAAGGUAAACAACUCAUUGUCAUAACGAAAUUUCACUUUAGUGCUGCAAAAAGCGUCUAGUAGUGGCAUGUUCAGCUUGUAUCGAAAGUAAUUUUACAUAGAGAUGCACCGACACUACAUUUCUCCACCGAUAUGAUUAUUCAGAGUGAUAUCUGCCGAUACCGAUUCUGAAGAUUGAAUGAAUAUUUCUUAACUUUUUGAACGUUAUUAAUUCAUAUAAAUACUAUUAAUAUUGAAAAACUGGUGAUGUUUCCUAACAUUUUCUAUAUACAGAGCACAAAUUUAUUGCAUUUUUCUGUCCUCUUUUGAUUGACAGGACAUAUAGACCCUGAUCAUCGUCUUUUAUCGACCAAUACCAAUUAUUGGCUGAUAUAUCGGUGCAUCUCUAAUUCUUAACCCAACUUUUAGAGAGUCUGUCAUCAUGUAAUUCAAAGCCUGUAAUAUGUUCUGUAUUGGAGCAAGAUUUGAAAUUUAAGUCAUUAUUCCUUGACAAUCACCCCCUUUGCCACGUUAUUGAGUAUUUGUGGUUGGGGUGGGGUUAGGGGCUACACAAUAUAAAAUUUAAAAAAUGUAAUAGGAUAUAUAAACUAAAAUACUCUUAAAUAUAAAAUACAGAGGCUUUGGCAGAGUUCUCCAAGCUGGGGUUUGGUAAUGUUUGGGUAAUGACAAAAUCGCUACAGCAACGUGACCCACGCGAGACUGCCGUGUCUAAAAACAAGUCGCGUUCAGUUGCAAUAACUUGUUUUGUCAAGUUGAUUGUAAAAUAACAGGUACUUCCAUCCACAUUCACAUUUUGAAAUUAAGUUUCUUCGCAAGAUUUACAAACGUUUGGUUAUUUAUCGCUUGCUUAGACGACUUUGGUUUGUUUUACUGGUAAUAUUGAAACACGUCAUUUAGAGAUCAACUUCUGUGUUAACUCUUUCAAUGUGAGUUAAUUCUACACAACUCUGUCUUUUAUUAAAAAAGAGAAAAACAAACACAAAGAAAUCGUAAAUUGCAACUAACAACCCCCCUCCCCAAACCCGUAAGAGUGUAGUUUUAACUAUAUAUGCAUAGUUCCUACUUUAUAAUACUGCAUGUUACAAUAAAAAGAUUCGCAUGUUUCAGAGAUGAAGCAAAAAUAUAUUGUGUAGAUGUUCUUUGUCAUUUUAAUAACAAAAAGGAGGGGGACUGGCUUAAGAUACGGUGUAUAUUUUCUAAUUAAAUAAAAUAUGUAUUUAUUUUCUGUGAGGGGUACUGGAGAGAUCAUGAACUAAACUAGACUAAACUUCAUUUUCAGAUUCAAUCCAUGCCUGAACAUCAAGAGCAAAUAUGUUAAGUGCUUCGUGUGAACUAAUGUAGAGUGAAAACGUAGCCGCAUGCUUGCCGUCUACUAAUAUUGUUAAAAAUGUUAAUGUAUUAAUUUACUAUUCAAAAUGCUUUUUCUUAUUUUUAGAGUAAUAUUUCUAUGUGUUUUCGUCAGAAUAUGUUUGUGGGAAGUAAAAACUUCCAUCGGGGGCUCCAAGUCUGAAUAUCCCCUGCCCCCAUCUUAUGAUGUAAUGUUUUAGGUCACACUGAAUCGUUAUAAAAGUUAUAUUGUUUUCCGGUUUUUUUUUCUCCAAUAUUUGUUUAUUAUUUUUAUCCUUUUCACUAUCAGUGCCAAUAAGAAUAAGUCACGUUUACUGCCAUUUUACCUGACUUUAUGUCAUUCUUGCGUGAUUUUUUCGGACCAACUGAUUUUUACCUUGGCGACCAAGUCGCCAAAGCACAAUAGUACCAAUCGCAUGAUCGAAAACUUGGAGUCCCCAUUGUUUUCUAAAAGCUUUUAUUUCAGAAAAUUUUACAUAACAACAGCGUUUAACUAGCCAAUAAACAGUAAGUUUGUGUGUGCGAAUGUGAAUAAGAUAAAGCCAUAAGACUUGAGCUAAAUCUUUGAAGCUCAGCUAUAUAGAUGUACUUAAAAUAACCCUGAAAAUGUCUCCUCCUUUCAUACUGUAGGCCUAUGUGUCUCCUCAACAUUCCAUUCAAGUCUGUGAUGCUAUAGGGAGCCACACAUUCUUAAAGAUAUGCUCAUUUGAGCAUUAUUGGCGGUUUUACUUGCAAUAACCAGUCUCUCCUAAUAAUGUGUCUUUUUAAUGUUUUUGUAUUAUUUGUUUUGUUCUAUGUUGAGUUUUGUAAAUGCCUUGAUUUAACACAGUCUACUAGGGACAUCUGUACUGUAUAAACAUACACGUGUGGUCAGUCUAGUUGUUGCCAUUCCACUAUGUAUGUUCACACAUGCAUUUUUGGGCAAAGGGCAAUUUAAAAGGGCAGUUUAUAUUCAUGGAAAAUACAAUCAUUUAAAGCUGCAAUCUGUAAUGUUUGCCUCUAUAUCGCCAUCUAUGUUUGAAACAUAAAAUUGCAGGUUACUUUACAUACUCAUUCUUAUGUGAGUUGAAGUAAUGUCAAACUGACAUUUCUGCAAAAUCCGACCCGACAGCUCUAUUAUAACCAAGAAAAGUUACAGAUUGCAGCUUUAAUGUGCAGACGGUUUCUACGUACACGUAGAAACAUAAACAACGUUAUUCAAACGAAGUUCAAACUCAACUUCAGAUAGACAUCCGCAAAGAAUCAAUAAUUUUCAUUUAAUUUAAUACAAUUAAUAUGCCAUAAAAUAUUAAAAUAAAGUAGUAUUAAUAUAAAUUAAAUAUAAUAUAAAUUGUUAUAUUACUACCCACUAGCAAGACCAAUAACAAAACACAGACUAUAAGUUCACUUCGGGCCAGGCACAUGAAUCCGAUAAACCGUCUAAAGAGUAACUUUUUAAAUAUGCAUUUAAUUAAUAAUAAUUAUAAUAAUAACAACAACAAUAAUAACAAUAAAUUGACAUGGAUCAAUUAGCUAAAAAAUAUAAUAGAAAUAAAACCUCAAACAGUGGAUGCUGCUAAUCGGACAUAAAUUUAUUUAUUUAUUUAAUUUAAUAAAUAUUUGUUUGUUUGUUUUUAAACAAUUGAAACCUUAAUUCUAAGAAAUGAAGCAGAAAUGUGCAGAGUCUAAGUCCACUUAAUGUCAAUCAGCAAGAAGAGAAAAUUCUUUGGGCUUGAGUGCGUAUGAUCGUGUGUGAAUUGAAUCAACAAUGCAUAGGCCCUUUAAUAAAUAUUCAUUUGUUGUGAGUACAUCGAGCACUGCCAUUCUGCCUAUAGGGCAGCGUGCACAAUAAACAUUUAUUUCAAACAUUCCUAAUUGUUAACCACAAAGUGGCUAUACUUGCGGGUCAAUACAUUGCGAGCAGACAAUAAAAACGAUGCUGGGAUAGUUUUGAGAGAUGGAUAAAGCCCACAACUGCCUGCCAAUGUAUAGAUCAGCAUGCAAAAGCAAGUCUGUGGUCUGUAGUAUUGCUCAGUGAGUGUUUUUUUCUGUUGUGUUGAUGAAUGAGAGAUUGUUCUAACACCCACAGCAGAUAUACGUAUCUUUACAGUUUUGUUUAUUUCUAUGGAUGCCAGCCAGAAACAAAACAACAAAUGAGGGGAUGCCUUCUCGCUUGCUUUUGUGAAAUCACACAUCUAGACAAACGCUCUGGGGGCCAAAAGAAUCAAAAGCUUGCCAUUGUAUUCAUUUUAUUUCCUUUUCUUGUGUCAUAUCUCAUAUCUGGAGUCAUAAAAAUGAUCCUUUUUCUAUUUGUGCAGGUUUAGUUUUUUUAGUCAGUGGGAGACUGUAAGGGUUUGUUUGUACCUGUUUUAGUGUUGUUGUGUGUGCGCGUUUGCGUUGCGUGUUCAUGUCUGUAUCGUCGUGCCUAGUGUGGAUCAAUCGCAUGCUUUAGCCCCUGACGGGACACUUUGAGAAUACGUUGCUCACAGACUCUUCCCAUGAUCCCUAACGGACGGUACAUGAGCAUCAGCAAUCCUUGUGAAGACGUCAAGGGAACCAAAUAGCUCUUCGGAUUUAUCAUACGUGUUACCAGCUCUGUACUGAAACAAAUGAUAAAAUAAAGGCCUUUAAAUACACUUA
This is a messenger RNA of Triplophysa rosa, 7936 nucleotides long. It is a transcript of the gene syt2a, whose product is annotated as synaptotagmin IIa. Gene Ontology annotation, molecular function: calcium-dependent phospholipid binding; calcium ion binding; phosphatidylserine binding. Gene Ontology annotation, cellular component: axon; synaptic vesicle membrane; dense core granule. Gene Ontology annotation, biological process: regulation of calcium ion-dependent exocytosis; synaptic vesicle endocytosis; calcium ion-regulated exocytosis of neurotransmitter. NCBI's taxonomy places the organism in Eukaryota, Metazoa, Chordata, Actinopteri, Cypriniformes, Nemacheilidae. The record is from RefSeq and is a predicted model, not a curated record. The transcript has 8 exons. The coding region runs from base 1417 to 2547 and encodes 376 amino acids.